AUGGAUGCCCCGGUCGAGCAACAGUCCGUCUGCGUCGUCGGCGCUGGGCCCGCAGGUCUGGCGGCUGCACACAUCUGCAGACAGCACGGCUUCGCAGUCACCGUCUACGAGGCCGCAGACCGUGUAGGCGGCAUGUGGAGACAUGACCGCGGGGAAUUUGGCGACAAGUGCAGUCCGGAGAUGCGCGCCAACCUGAGCAGAUACACUGUUGCCUUUUCUGAUCUGGCUUGGACAUCGGUACAUGUAGAUAUCUCGAACCCUGCUGCCGAUCCACUAGCUGUUCCGCCUGUCUUUCCCAAAGCGUGGCAGGUAGAAUCCGUCGGCUUCUUUAACAAGCCAGCCCACACCUUCAAUCCCGUUCCCUCCCACCCUCUCUCAAACAUCCAACACUCCUCACGAUUUCGGACUCUCUCUGCCCUGACGGAAACCCCCGGCAAGAUAGUCGUGAUUGGAGGCGGCAUCAGCGGCUCAGAGGCUGCUUCUCAGGCUGCUUCUCAGAUCUCCAACGCAAAGCACUCGCCUGGUGGAAUGACACCCUCCCACGCCGACAGCAGGGUUUUCCACGUCAUCAAUCGUCCCUUCUACUGCCUGCCCCGCUACCUUCCACAGGACCCUCAGACCCACGACGGGCAUUUCAAGCCAGCACCUAGAUUCCUUCCCCUUGAUCUGAUUCUCUACAAUCUGUCCCGUCGCGGCCAUGGAGACAUCUCUGCAGCUAUCACCACCGUUCCACCAGAAAAAGCAAAGAAAGGCCACGACUUCUUACGAUCAAGUAUAGGCUGCCAUCACGCCGACGUCGGCUUCUCAGAGCUCGCGUACACGGCGACCCAGACACAACACCCUGGCUACACCGGUAUAACCGACACGUAUAUGGAGUUUGUCAGAAGUGGCAUCAUUGUGCCAGUCCGGGGAUGGGUUGAACACGUCGAGCAGGCAGCCAACGGUGCUUGCCUAGAGAUUCGUCUUGGCCAAUAUGAGCCCUGGUUCCAUGGGCCAGGCGCAAAAGCUAUGGGCGAGAGCAGACUGCGUGAUGUGGUCGGUAUCAUUGAAGCCACAGGCUACAAAGCCGACCUCGAUUGGCUCGACGCCCGUGUCCAAUCCCUUCUCGCUGACGGCAGCGACAACCCGAAUCCGCGCAUACCAUAUCCCCUGUCACGUGGUUCCGUCUUUUCGCAGCAAAUACCUACAAUUGGGUUCGUGGGUUUCUACGAAGGCCCUUACUGGGGCGUGAUGGAAAUGCAGGCUCGACUUCUGGCGCAACGCUGGGCCAAACGAGAGCCUGAGCAGUCGGCGUCUCUCUCAUCCGCCUUGUACACGUAUGAUGAUACGAGGCAUAUGCAAAAUGCCAUGGGUCAGAGGUCCUUGCAAGUGCCGCAGUUCUGGAUGGCCGAUUACGUUGGACUAAUGGAAGAGUUCGCACGAGAAACGGGCGUCUCACGUGACGACACCCUAUUCGGUAGUCAAUCGGGUCCCGCAUUCCCAUCGCGCUAUCGACACACAGAUAGCAGUCUGCAAGCCAAGGCAGUAGUCAGCGAAGUUGCCGGAAUACUCGAGGCAUCCCAGGAGCAUGCUCGGUUUGUUGCAGCGGCCGUGUUCACAGGCAUGCAAGGUGUCUGGAAGAUGACGCGCAAGAUUGAUUCACGUACCCAGACACCCGGUGGCACAUUCGUGGGUACAGCUCACUUCCAUCCGCGUCAAUCUACCGAUACAGCGACCUACGCCUCCGAAUACUUGUAUAUCGAACAAGGGACAUUCACCAUGGACGCUGGGCUGUCAUUCCCUGCGACCCGUCGUUACGUCUAUAGGUACAACGAAACAAGCGAUGAGAUCACCGCAUGGUUUGUUGAAGACGACGAAAAAAGUGUCGGAAAGCUAUUCAAUACCUGGCGCUUCCACGCGCCUGAUGACCAGGCUGGCGGCUGGAUGGCUACGGGCUGCCAUUGGUGCGAUCCCGACACGUAUCAGAAUGACUGCGAAUUCAAGUUUCGUGGUGCAAAGAUCGAUCGAUUCAUGAUCAGAUACAAGGUGGACGGACCAAAGAAAGAUUAUCUGCAUGAGAGCUGGUAUCAGAGACCAAAGGUAGAUGGCGGAGCAAACGCAUGCGGAUGA
Messenger RNA from Alternaria incomplexa, 2109 nucleotides. RefSeq lists its product as uncharacterized. The transcript has 3 exons. The coding region runs from base 1 to 2109 and encodes 702 amino acids. NCBI's taxonomy places the organism in Eukaryota, Fungi, Ascomycota, Dothideomycetes, Pleosporales, Pleosporaceae. The record is from RefSeq and is a predicted model, not a curated record.